Molecule: messenger RNA, 1423 nt
Organism: Truncatella angustata
Lineage: Eukaryota; Fungi; Ascomycota; Sordariomycetes; Amphisphaeriales; Sporocadaceae
Exons: 1
Coding region: 337-1221 (294 amino acids)
Source: RefSeq, a predicted model, not a curated record
UAAAGCAGCAGUAACUGGGAAGAAUGGCAAGUUGGCUCACCACUUCGCUCCACAUAAAUCGGCCGCUGGGGGACAGUGCUAAGUGGCCCGCCCAGUUCCGCCUCCAAGCAAUCCAUCGCACGGUUUCACGCAGCUUCGAUCGAAACCACUACGAGAACGUCGGUAAUCUCAGGCAAGAAUGCACGACAUCACCGAUUGAGAUGAGAUACUAGAUUGCAACGCUUGCUCAUGCGAACCAACCCAAUUCAAGCCAGACCCGCACAUUUCUCAUUUAUUUGCCUCUUUGAUGUAUGCAAAUCCAGCUGACCCGGAUGCCUCUGUCGCAGUUGCAUUGUAAUGUCUGAGAGCUCUUCUGCAGACUUAGAGCCGCAGACACUUCCUAGGUACUACCCCAAGGAACGGCACAACCAGAGGGAUACAACGCCCACUUUCUCCUCGCCAUCUGCAUCCCCUUCUCUGAGCUUCCCAUCUCCUAGCAGGUCGUUUCCAUUCUCUCCGCUGCGUCGGAGCCCUUCACCACCAAACACGAACUCGUUACAUUCGCCGCAGGCAGAUGCUGGGAACCGUGAUCGGCCCCAUGUAGUUCGAGACCACAAAGACGCCUUGACCCAAAGGCUCAAUGAUCUGGCUGCUAGACUCGCGGCAGAUGAGGUGAUGCAAGGCGAGGAUGUUGACUCUAUGCAUACCAAGGUCGACGAGCUAGAGGCGUUGAUGUUUAUGAUGAGAAGCAAACCAUUAAAUUACGAUCGCGCUCGAUCACUAACGAGCGACAACUAUGAGGGGCCUGGCUCAGGCUCAGGACGAUUAAGGUCCUCGUCGCUCGAACCGCAUUUCUCCAAGGUCUCGUUACCUAAGUCGGAACAGACAGUGCCCCAACACCAUGGGAUCGGCCAAGGAUCUUGUUUGGGCCACCCUGAGCAUGUAGAAGGAACAAAUAAACACCAGGUGACUCGUGUUUUGGCUGAGGCUCAGAAACUCCAAGCCGCCCUGGAGUCCAUUGUCAACAAUUUGAAGGCCAGGCAGGAGGAGCAAGAAGUACGAUCUCGCACACUGCAUACUACACUCCUGCUAAUCAGUAAAAGCACAUCCAUGAUCUUCUCAUCACGAGGGCAGAGCGAGCUGCUCAGCGGAUUAUAUAUCUCGAGGGGCGUGUUAGGGACCUGUGAGUCUACACAUUUCCUGUUAUUGGUUAAGAUGGAGCUUAUGAACAUAUCAAAGUGAAAACGAACGUAAUGAAGGCGAAAUGGAGAUACUGAACCUCCAGAUACAAUUAAAGGCUAUUGAGGUUCAGGUAAGCACAUUUCGAGAUUGUUUUCUACCCUCUUCAGCACAUCCACGGAGUGUAUACUGCCCAUUGAAGGCAUUUGGUUCCUCGACGACUGUCUCACAAUACCCCGAAUACCCCGCAACCCAUCAUGAAGAA